AUGAUGAACAAUUAUGACAAUAAUUUGAAUGAAGAAGUCGGUGUUAAUGUUUCCAUUGAAGUUUUUGUUGAUGAACUACCUCAACUUGAUUGGGAUGAUGAUGACGAUGACGACGAUGAUGAGGACUAUGAUAUGAAUGAUGUUCCUAUUCGUUUUGUGGCGGCAAGUGAGGAGUCAAUCGAGAAAUUUGAAAAAGUUUGGGUUAAAGAUAAUCCAAUUUUUUGUUCGAUUUGUUUGGAGAAUGUUUCUGUUGGUUUGGAAGUUGCGAAGUUACCAUGCGAGUGGCUACAAGUUAGUAAAUUUUGUCCAAAUUGUAGAGUUGAGAUAGUUUAA
Messenger RNA from Cannabis sativa, 333 nucleotides. RefSeq lists its product as uncharacterized. Bases 1 to 333 code for a protein of 110 amino acids. NCBI's taxonomy places the organism in Eukaryota, Viridiplantae, Streptophyta, Magnoliopsida, Rosales, Cannabaceae. The transcript has a single exon. The record is from RefSeq and is a predicted model, not a curated record.